UCUAUAGACACACAUAUUCACAUAAGCUUUAUUACAAGGUAUAGAGAAAGCAAAGUGGUAACUUCAAUGGCCGGAAAUGUGGCAAUGGUUAUGGAUGAUGAAGAGAAUGUCUACACUGGCUCUGGCAGAAGAGUUCAACCUUUCUCCACACAAAAACCAGAACAGUCAUGGAAUGUUGAUGAGGAAAGUAAGAAGCAGUCCAACCCUACCACCCUUAGUGGUCUAUUGGGUUUAAACGAGUUUGUCUCCUUGGAGGUUUGGAGAGCAUCAUUGGCUGAGGUUGUAGGCACCGCUUUGCUGGUGUUUGCACUUGACACCAUCGUGAUAUCUUCAUUUGAGUCCAAAGCAAGCUCACCAACUCUUGUCAUGGCAAUCCUAAUCGCCGUAAUUGUCACAAUUCUCCUCCUUGCCACCCACCCUGUCUCCGGCGGCCACAUUAACCCCAUCAUCACAUUCUCUGCCGCACUUGUCGGCAUUAUCUCCUUCUCACGUGCAACCAUCUACAUUUUAGCUCAGUGUGUUGGAGCCGUGCUAGGUGCACUAGCACUCAAAGCUGUGGUCAAUAGCACCAUUGAAGAAACGUUCUCUUUAGGUGGUUGCACCCUCACAGUCGUUGCACCAGGGCCCAAUGGGCCCAUUGUGGUGGGCUUAGGGAUGGCCCAAGGUCUAUGGCUAGAGAUCUUUUGCUCCUUUGUGUUUCUUUGGGCCUCGGUAUGGAUGGCCUUUGAUCAUCGUCAAGCCCAAGCCCUUGGAAAAGUAGUAGUCUUUACGAUUAUUGGGCUGGUGGUGGGUCUGCUUGUUUUUAUCUCGACAACAGUGACUGGUGCUAAGGGCUAUGCUGGGGCUGGAAUGAACCCAGCUAGGUGCUUGGGUGCGGCUGUUGUACGUGGUGGCCACCUCUGGUAUGGCCAUUGGGUGUUUUGGGCUGGACCCAUAAUUGCUUGUGUGGCGUUCUACUUGUACACCAAGCUUAUUCCACGCCAACAUUUUCAUCAUUCUGAGGGGUUUAAGCACGAUUCUUUUAAAAUUGUGAAACGUAUAAUAAGUUAGAUAACUUUAGUAAAAUGUUUUAUAUUAUGUAUUGAAAAAUAACAAAUAAUUAUCGUAUUUGUUAAGAGGGAAAGACGAUUGGAAAAGUAAUUUAAAAAAUGAAAUUAUAGAAGGCUAAUUGUGUUUGGUAUAAGAUGAAGGAAUGAGAAAAUGAUAAUAUUUAUUUGAACCUUUUAGAAGAGAAAAAAGAAUAUUUAUUUGAA
Molecule: messenger RNA, 1253 nt
Organism: Humulus lupulus (European hop)
Lineage: Eukaryota; Viridiplantae; Streptophyta; Magnoliopsida; Rosales; Cannabaceae
Exons: 3
Coding region: 67-1050 (327 amino acids)
Biological process (GO): transmembrane transport
Cellular component (GO): membrane
Molecular function (GO): channel activity
Source: RefSeq, a predicted model, not a curated record